Cynara cardunculus var. scolymus (artichoke) is the source of this 1931-nucleotide messenger RNA. Its product is annotated as actin-related protein 3. Gene Ontology annotation, molecular function: actin filament binding. Gene Ontology annotation, biological process: Arp2/3 complex-mediated actin nucleation. The coding region runs from base 473 to 1777 and encodes 434 amino acids. Gene Ontology annotation, cellular component: actin cortical patch; Arp2/3 protein complex. The record is from RefSeq and is a predicted model, not a curated record. NCBI's taxonomy places the organism in Eukaryota, Viridiplantae, Streptophyta, Magnoliopsida, Asterales, Asteraceae. The transcript has 9 exons.
AGGGGCCAGGGAGUAAGCCGUGUCAAACACUUCUCCGAUUCAACGUCCGCCAAUCUCCAAACCAUCGACGAGAAGAGAGAAAAGGGACAGGAAGAUUUGAUUGUUUCAUCGCCAAGAAAAGGUCCUGAAUUGGGGAAAAAGACACUGGGUAGUGGAUUUGUAUUGUAAUGAUGGUGAAUUUGAUGUAACAACUUUCUUUAAUUUCCACAGCGAUUCGUUCAUGAUUGACUGUACUCUCCUUUUUUCCCAAUAAAAUCAAAUGGAUGGAGCGAUACCCAUUAGCAAUAUCAAUCAUCGUCAAUGCUGGUUGUUGAAUUGCCGCUUUCGCUUGCAAUCGACGUCCACGGUUUUAAUCGAUUUUCCCCAACGACCAUGAUCACUUCCUCCCUUAAACCCCAUAUAGGAUCUCAGUUGCAGAUCCACCUUUGCUCCAAUAACAUCGCUAUUUCUCUCUGCUGUUCAAUCUAUCAUCAUGGAUCCUUCCACAUCUCGUCCUGCUGUAGUGAUCGACAACGGUACCGGUUAUACUAAAAUGGGUUUUGCGGGUAACGUGGAGCCAUGUUUCAUUGCUCCAACAGUAGUUGCAGUUAACGAAUCAUUCAUAACUCAGCCCAACCGAAGCUCUAACAAGGGAAGUAGCAGUUGGAUGGCACAACAUAAUGCUGGCGUAAUGGCUGAUCUUGAUUUCUUUAUUGGGGAAGAAGCUGUGUCGAAAUCAAGAACUAGUAGUACUUACAAUCUAACUUACCCGAUCAAGCACGGGCAGGUGGAUAACUGGGAUGCGAUGGAACGGUUUUGGCAGCAGUGUAUAUUUAAUUAUCUACGUUGUGAUCCAGAGGACCAUUACUUCUUAUUGACGGAGAGUCCACUUACUCCACCAGAAAGUCGAGAGUAUACCGGUGAGAUUAUGUUUGAGACAUUCAAUGUUCCAGGGCUUUAUAUUGCAGUGCAGCCGGUACUUGCUCUUGCUGCAGGGUACACGACAUCUAAGUGUGAGAUGACAGGUGUUGUAGUAGAUGUUGGAGAUGGGGCCACUCAUGUCGUACCCGUUGCAGAAGGUUAUGUUAUUGGGAGCAGCAUUAAGUCAAUACCGAUUUCGGGGAAAGAUGUUACUCUCUUCAUCCAACAGCUCAUGCGUGAAAGAGGGGAACACGUUCCCCCUGAAGACUCAUUUGAAGUAGCUCGGAAAGUUAAGGAGACUUAUUGCUACACAUGUGCGGACAUCGUCAAGGAGUACAAUAAGCAUGACAAAGAACCAUCCAAAUACAUUAAACAAUGGAGAGGUAUUAAACCGAAGACAGGGGCACCGUAUGCAUGUGAUGUUGGUUAUGAACGAUUUCUAGGUCCUGAGAUUUUCUUCAAUCCGGAGAUAUACAAUAAAGAAUUCACGACCCCUUUACCUGCUGUAAUAGACAAGUGUAUUCAGUCUGCGCCAAUUGACACACGAAGGGCUCUAUAUAAGAAUAUAGUGUUGUCUGGAGGAUCAACCAUGUUUAAAGACUUCCAACGAAGGCUGCAAAGGGAUACGAAGAAGAUUGUGGAUGCACGUGUUCUUGCGUCUAAUAUGAGAUAUACUAGUACUAGUAGUGAAGUAAAAUCGCACCCAGUUGAAGUCAAUGUAGUCAGCCAUCCUAUCCAAAGAUAUGCCGUAUGGUUUGGAGGCUCAGUACUCGCAUCAACACCAGAAUUUUUCACGGCUUGCCAUACGAAAGCGGAGUACGAGGAAUACGGGGCAAGCAUAUGCCGAACAAAUCCGGUUUUCAAAGGAAUGUAUUGAGUCGGGCUUCGUAUUCGUGUACAUUUUGCAGGUUAGCUUUGUUAAAGAGGAGGUGUACACUAGAUGAUGAUGGAUGUUUUCAUUUCUUGUAAGCAAACAAAAAAUGAAUUUUAUUGUAUUCUUUCAUUAAGAUGCAAAUAGGGUUGGUUUUGUU